ACGCAAUCGUCCGCAAGGAUAUUUUUUUCUACUCCCUACAACUUAUGACUCACGGUUAUUUCCUAUUAGUUUAAAAGUAACGCAUCAGGAUAAUAAUAUAUCUGCGUUAGUGUUUACAUCUUAACUUUUUUUUUUUUAUCAUCCAGUCCGUAACGUAGUCGUCCUGGAUUGCUAACGUUAGCAUAGCUUCCAAUUCAAGAUGGACGACAGCUGAGCUGAGUUAAGUUAGCAGCUGGUCAUUAUUAUUUUGUAUCCCCCGCUUCGUUGUCAUCUCUGUCGCUCCUCACCCUAUCAGCCGGACCUCCUUAUGUGUUUAGUUCGGGAGCUAUCAGAGUGAGUUCGGUCUUCGUGGAUAAAUGGCUGCCGCUGCCCCCUCUGCUCCUCCUCCAGCAGCCUCUGGCUCCUCUGCUGCUGCGGCCGCUGCUGAAGCAUCCAGUCCGGGAGGAUCCAGCAGCUCGACCGCGGCAGACGGCGGCAACCAGGACAGCACUUUUGAAUGUAAUAUUUGUUUGGACACCGCCAAAGAUGCAGUGAUCAGUCUGUGUGGACAUCUUUUCUGUUGGCCUUGUUUGCAUCAGUGGUUGGAAACACGACCCAACAGACAAGUGUGUCCAGUAUGUAAAGCAGGCAUCAGUCGAGACAAAGUGAUCCCCUUAUAUGGAAGGGGAAGCACUGGUCAGCAGGAUCCAAGGGAGAGAACACCGCCUCGACCACAAGGACAGAGACCUGAGCCUGAAAACCGUGGUGGUUUUCAGGGCUUUGGCUUUGGGGAUGGUGGUUUCCAGAUGUCAUUUGGAAUCGGUGCCUUUCCAUUUGGUAUUUUUGCUACAGCUUUCAACAUUAAUGAUGGAAGACCUCCUCCAGCGGCUCCUGGAACACCACAGCACAUGGACGAACAGUUUCUCUCCCGACUCUUCCUGUUUGUUGCUUUGGUGAUGAUGUUUUGGCUGCUGAUUGCAUGAAAGCAUUAGAAAACAGAUUGUGUGAUGAUUUAUGAUGCUCUUUUCAAAUACAGCUGAAACCAGAUGUUUACAUACCACCUUAUAUUUAAAGACAAGUACUUUUUUCCUAAUCUUUUCCUGUUUUAAGUCAGUAUGACCUACAUUUUUCCGUUUAUGAAGCACCAGAAUAUUAAGAUUUAACAGUAACCGUAAGACAACUGCUUGUUGGCAUUUUGGCAUAUUCCUCCUGACGAGUAGCGUAACUAAAUCAGCUUUAGAGAAUGGACCACUCAGUCACACUUUUUAGGUUCUGCUUAUAUGUCUUCAGAUAUUCCAAGAGGAAUAUCCAUAAUAUUGCUCACCUUAAGGUACUUUCUCAGCAGUUUUUUUCCUCUCAAUGCCUUCUACUUUGAGAACUGCAGUAAUCCCUUCUUAAACAACCCCUCAUCAUGAUGCAGCCAUCCUUGCAUUUACAAGUUUCUCGGUCCUCUGUUUGGUCAUAUGCUUAUGACCAAACAAUUCAGCUUUAGUUUUGUCAGACCACACGACGUAUCUUAAACAUUAAAGUAAUUUUCCAGUAUGUAUUUAUAUCCUGUAAUCUGGCUUUUUGCACUGCCUUUGGGGUAGUGGCUUCUUCCCCUCUAAGCAGCCUUUCAGGUCAGGUACAGGAUUAUUUCACUAUUAAUAAAGACUCUUACCUGCUUCCGUCAACACUGUACUAGGGUUAGUCCACAUAUUCAAACCAUCCCUGGAACACCGAAGCUUCUUAAACUAUAUGGUGGUUGGAGAUCUGUUUCUUUCAUAUUUGCUGGAUAUCUGCUCUUUUGGGUAUCUGUAGGUUAAUCUUCUUGUCUAUAGUUCACUCCCUAAUGUUUUAGAUUUUUUUCCCACAAGGAGGUAUUGCUUUUUUUGGCAUUGCCUUACAAUACAUUUACAGGUAUGCCUCAAUUUUUUUGAAAAUAGCUUAGAAGUCAUGACCUUAUGUUUAGGCUUUUCUAAGUAGUCAAUAGGAACAUCGGCUCUUAAUGUUCUGGUAUCUACUAAAUGGAAUAUUAACCUAAAAGAGAAAAGUUUAGUCUGAUUUGUUGCCAUACUAUAAGGAAUGUUUGUCUUAUUUAUACUGUGUAAAAAUCUGGUUUUAGCUAUUAAUGGUUCCAAUUACUUUUUUUAAGUCCUUAUGUUCGUUAACCAAAUUGAUCUACAUCUAUGAGCAUUUCCCUUUGAAUAGGGAACAUUUAAGGUUACAGCUUCAUAUGCAUGUUAGGAUCAGGUUAUUGUGAUCUAAACCUGCAGUGACAUGUCAGAAUCCUCUUUGAAAAACUAAAGCAAGAAAAGCAGCUGGCUUCCAGUCCUCUGAUGGCUGUGUAAUAACACUCCCAUAUAACUGUUAGUUAGAAAUCUGAGCAGUGAAACAAACCAGGGGAUAUUUUAAAGGUCUUAAAUAGAUUGGAAGUCUAAUGAUCCGUAUUGUUCAACAGGAAUGAUUCUAAACUAGAUCCUGAUUACUUUUUCUUUUUUUUUUGGAAUGUGAUUCUUGAUUUAGUAAUGGAAAAUUGACUUUUGGUUUUAUUCAAGCCAUAAAAAAAAAAUGUAAGUGUGGUUUCUUUCAUUUAUUGGUUGUUUUAUACUGUGGAUCAGUUUGUACCAAUCUUGUUGACAUUUUGAUUUUUGGUUACUUAUCUCUAUAUUUCAUCCAAAAAUUCCAACUGCCAAAACUGCUAUGUAAUGGUUAAGUAAACGAGGACAUGACUGAUUUAAGUGGAGAUGAGAUGGUAGCGAAUAGGUACUGAUUGAGAGUGAGAAUUGUCCUUGAAACUGAAUUUGUUUUUCUUGUA
Molecule: messenger RNA, 2776 nt
Organism: Cyprinodon variegatus (sheepshead minnow)
Lineage: Eukaryota; Metazoa; Chordata; Actinopteri; Cyprinodontiformes; Cyprinodontidae
Gene: rnf185
Product: ring finger protein 185
Exons: 6
Coding region: 357-962 (201 amino acids)
Biological process (GO): ubiquitin-dependent protein catabolic process
Cellular component (GO): endoplasmic reticulum
Molecular function (GO): metal ion binding; ubiquitin-like protein conjugating enzyme binding; ubiquitin protein ligase activity
Source: RefSeq, a predicted model, not a curated record